GCUUUCUCCCUGCCCUGCCCAGCUGUAUAUAAGACGCUGAGCCUGUGCAGAGGCCAGAAACCUUUGGGACACCUCCAGAGACAGACAGACCUAGGAAGCGCUGUAGCUCAAGGAGAAUCAUUUGGUCCUCGUCUGUUUUACUUCCCUCACCGCCGCCAUGCAGAAGACUCUGAUCGUGGGACUGUGCCUGCUGGUGACCCUCGCGGCGGCACUACCAUACCCCGACCCCGAAGCCCUGCCCAUCCCCGUGGCUGUCGCAAUCCCUGACGCAGAGGCUGACGCAGAGGCUGACCCAAGCCGCAGGGGGUACUAUGGCGGAUAUGGAGGACAUGGUGGACAUGGGUUUGGUGGACAUGGGUUUGGUGGAUUUGGUGGUGGUUUCGGCGGUUUCGGACAUGGAGGACACGGCUUCGGGCAUGGUAGCUACGGACAUGGCGGCUACGGCGGCUACGGCGGCUACGGCGGACACGGACACUACCACCACCACCACCACUGAGGUUUUGGUGCUGAGAGCGUUCUGAAUCGACGAUAAAUUAGUGUUAUUUAUUGCAGCCUGGCGCUACACGUGUGAAAUUGUUUUGAAUGUUUUUUUUUAUACCCGGAAUGUUAUUAAUAAAGAAAUGGAAGGUUG
Messenger RNA from Eriocheir sinensis (Chinese mitten crab), 631 nucleotides. RefSeq lists its product as uncharacterized. The record is from RefSeq and is a predicted model, not a curated record. NCBI's taxonomy places the organism in Eukaryota, Metazoa, Arthropoda, Malacostraca, Decapoda, Varunidae. The coding region runs from base 158 to 496 and encodes 112 amino acids. The transcript has 3 exons.